ACACAUGGAUGAGCAGAGAGUGAGCAAAUGAUUUAAUUUGAACGUAAUUGGUCGUCUAAGCGGAGCAUAUAGAACUGGCAUAUAGAACAUUCGGACCAGUUCAGUUCACAGUCGUUGCUUUUAACGUUCAGUUAUCAGGUUUCACACACAAAAUGCUACUACGGAUGACCCAGUUUCUCUGCCUUGGGGCACUCGUAUUGCUAAGUCUUAUGCAACUCACGCAGGCAGUGGCCACUCCCAAUAAUGAUAACAAUAAUAUCAAGUUGAAGCCUGUGGCUCAGGUGCAGCCCGGGAAUCCAUCGGGAAAUAAGCCUGCAGUUGCCACAACUACAGUCAAGCCACAGAGACUGGUACCAGAUCCCAAGUGCCUGCAGCCCUUGGAAGUUGGUCCAUGUCGCAUGAACCUGGAAAGGUUCUACUACAACAAGGAUAAGAAAGCCUGCGAGACUUUCAAGUACGGAGGAUGUCGAGGCAACGACAAUCGUUGGGGAUUCCGGCAAACUUGCGAGGAAGCUUGCAUCCCCAAAAAGUGAUCAAUUGAUGGUUGAGAUUGAUCAAUUGAGAUUGUUUUUUAAUUUUACUAAAUGAAAUCAUUUCUUGUUAUAUUUCAAAAUAAUUAUUUUAAUUGUGUUUUUGCUUAUGCGAAUUAUAAACUUUUUAUAAUUAACUAAUUAGAA
Molecule: messenger RNA, 677 nt
Organism: Drosophila santomea
Lineage: Eukaryota; Metazoa; Arthropoda; Insecta; Diptera; Drosophilidae
Product: spleen trypsin inhibitor I
Exons: 2
Coding region: 153-533 (126 amino acids)
Molecular function (GO): serine-type endopeptidase inhibitor activity
Source: RefSeq, a predicted model, not a curated record